This is a messenger RNA of Trichomycterus rosablanca, 2793 nucleotides long. It is a transcript of the gene asb7, whose product is annotated as ankyrin repeat and SOCS box containing 7. Lineage: Eukaryota; Metazoa; Chordata; Actinopteri; Siluriformes; Trichomycteridae. Gene Ontology annotation, molecular function: protein binding. The coding region runs from base 152 to 1096 and encodes 314 amino acids. The transcript is spliced from 4 exons. Gene Ontology annotation, biological process: intracellular signal transduction. The record is from RefSeq and is a predicted model, not a curated record.
GACGCGGCCGGUGGAUCUGAAGUGGACAGCAGAAGCAUUUUUGUUCAGUGUUUACAUUUAAAUCGGUGAUUAUUAUUAACAUUAUUAUUCCAUUCUAAACGGUUCCUGCGACUGACUGAUAAAAACAGGAGCGACUGCGAGAUGUGACAGGAUGCUGAACCAUCAAUUCAGAAGGAACCCGGAGCUGCAGAUCCAGGCGGCCGUGGCGGCCGGAGACGUCUGCACCGUGCGUAAGAUGCUGGAGCAGGGAUACUCGCCCAAAAUCAGAGACGCCAACGGCUGGACGCUCCUGCACUUCUCCGCCGCCAAGGGCAAGGAGCGCUGCGUCCGAGUCUUCCUGGAGCACGGAGCCGACCCCACGGUGAAGGAUUUCAUCGGCGGUUUCACGGCGCUCCACUACGCCGCCCUGCACGGCCGCACCCGUAUCGCCCGCCUCAUGCUGGAGUCCGAGCACCGCGGCGACAUCAUCGACGCCAAGAGCAACGACGGCUGGACGCCGCUGCACGUGGCCGCUCACUACGGUCGCCACUCCUUCGUGCGGCUGCUGCUGGAGUUUCACGCCGCCGUGGACCCGCUGAGCGACAAGGGCACCACGCCGCUGCAGCUAGCCAUCAUCCGCGAGCGCUCCAGCUGCGUGCGCCUCCUGCUGGACAACCGCGCCGACAUCGACGUGCAGAACGGCUUCCUGCUGCGCUACGCCGUCAUCAAGGGCAACCACGCCUACUGCCGCAUGUUCCUGCAGCGCGGCGCCGACACCAACCUGGGCCGCGUGGAGGACGGGCAGACGCCGCUGCACCUCUCCGCCCUGCGCGACGACCUGCUCUGCGCCCGGCUGCUCUACGCCUACGGCGCCGACACCAACACGCGCAACUACGAGGGCCAGACGCCCGCCGCCGUCUCCGCCAGCAUGUCCUGCACCAGCCGGCCCUGCCUCGACUUCCUACAGGAAGUGACACGGCAGCCGAGGACGUUACAGGAUCUGUGCAGGAUUAGGAUCCGUCAGUGUAUCGGCCUGCAGAGCCUGAAGUGUUUGGAGGAUCUUCCCAUCGCCAACCUGAUGAAGGAUUAUCUAAAACACAAGUUUGAUGACGUCUGAACCUCAGCAGCAUCGGCGCAUCAGCGUUUCCUCAGACAAACACUAUGCAGUGUUACCUACAGCACUAAAGCACAGCGGCGAUCCUCAUCAUCAUCAUCAUCAUGAAUGGGGCGGGGGGGGGGGGGUUGGUAGCACAGAGGCUGGGGGUAAUAUAGCCGGUUUAUUUUUUCAUGUGUUGCCAACAUUUCAUCCUGGUCAGGGUCACAGUUGGUCCAGUUUCCCUGACAGCACUGGGCGCAAUGCAGUGACACACCCAGACAGGACCCCAAAUAUUCACCCCCCCUCCCACCCCGUCAUGACUGUAUGUAGAUGCCCAAUGUAAACACGGUGGUAUCGGUGCCCUGCGCCCCCCCCCCCCCCCCUCCCCCCUCCCGAAACGGUUAAAGCCAUCAGAUUUAUUUAUAGAAAGUUUAUUUUCUAGUUUCUAGUUUAUCUCCCCCUGCUGGUGGAUCCCUGAUUGUAGGUGAGGUGGGUAUAUUGUGGGUAUAUUGUGGGUAUAUUGUGGGUAUAUUGUGGGUAUAUUGCUCCUCCGACUCGCAUGCAGGAACCCUUUUUACCCUUGCACUCUGCACAGGCGCCUCUAUCUGCUAAUCAGGGUCCUUACACAGCGGUUGAAGACCCCGCCCACAUAGUCCGGCCAUCCCGCCCUAGCAGAGACGUGUCUGCUGUCGGCACUGACAAUUAUACCCGCUAGAUGGCGCCCAGCCGACCGGUGGCGACGCCGAGGAGUUUCGAAUCUCCGCGCUGGUGUGCUAGUGGAAAAUCUCGCUGCGCUAUUGUAGAAAGUGUAGAAUAGUGUUCUGUGUUUUACUGCACAUCAUGUAGAAUAAAGAUGCACCAGGAAUCAUGGAAUAGAAUUAAAAUAAAAUUCUUCCCUCUGAACAGAGUAAAUUUAACGUCAAUUAAAAAUCCAGGUGAAUUUCAGUAGGAGUCAGAAGUUUACAUACACCUGUAACGUUCCCGUAUUACUUCAGCCUCUCACUGAUCUCUGUUACUGUUCUGUUAACAUGUACGGUGGUCUGGCUCACACUCGGGAAUUGGAUAUGACUAAACUGUGAGAUGAAGGGGGGACCGUAAGGGAAGAAACGAAGAAUAAACCCACAGAAGGUUUUAGGUUCGUUUUAGGAAUCAUUAAAAUCCCACGAGUGUAAAUAUGUGAAUGUGAUCGUUUAUUUAUUAUUAACCCUCACUGAUCAUUUAGGGACUGAAACAUAAACCCUGCUGAUGUUCACAAAAAACCCCAAAUAGAAACAUUAGCAUGAAGGCUAACAGAGCCGCUAACGUACCGCCGCGUCUGUAAAUACGUGUUUGAGAUGUACAGCAGAUAUUUUUGUAGGAUUAUUUAAGCUCGGGAGUUUUGUACCAGCGUGUUUGGAUUUCUGUUUGAUUGUUUUUAUGUUUAUUUGUAAUAAAAUGAUUUUAUGGAUUUUAUUUCUGAUUUAAUUCUGAACUGAAGUGAAACACGGAGCCCCUGGAAACCAGUCCGACCUGAUCCUGAUCCCAUUCACCUGAGUUCUGGAGGAAUCUCCAGCGGAUCGUUCGGCUGAGGGUUCAGCUGGGUGUGUGUGUGUGUGUGUGUGUGUGUGUGUGUGUGUGUGUGUGUGUAGGGUGUUGCUCCUUUCCAAACAUAUACAUUUUAAUUCUUAUUAAAUAAUAAAUUCAUGAUUUCACCACCAUAAUAAAAGGAUUAAAUUCUG